Molecule: messenger RNA, 2983 nt
Organism: Cuscuta epithymum
Lineage: Eukaryota; Viridiplantae; Streptophyta; Magnoliopsida; Solanales; Convolvulaceae
Source: the annotation of a GenBank genome assembly
UAAUUAUCAAAAUGUCAUUGUAUCUAUAUUCUAUAGAUCCACGCAUCCGACGGUCACAAUGAAUUUAUAGUUCGUAAAUAAAUAAGGAAUAAAAUACAAAAUCUUCUAAACUCAACAAUAUACGGAGGAAUUUGGCCCAUGCACACACAAAUACAUCCCGAUACCGACAAUCCCGAUCUCGAUAAUCCCGAUCUCGAUGAAUUUUAUGUUUGAUACUUCAUUGUCGGGAUUUGGCGGGAUUCUCGAUCGGGAUCCCGACUUAAUCGAGAUUUUAAUGUCGGAAUCCCGACUUAAUCGGGACAAUGUACGAGAUUCUCUUGUAAUUUGAAUCGGGAUUUGGGCAAUCUGGAUCGGGAUCAUCCGGAUCCCACCCCACAGGUACACAAGAGAAGACGAUGAGAAAGUAGCGCGGGAUAUGUGUUUACCGCAGACGUGGCAACAAGGCUGGAACUCGGAGAUCUUUUUACUGAGAAAUGAAAUGAAAGAGGCUUGCUGGAAGGGCCCAGUAACAGACAGCGAGUAUCAGCAGUGGUACGCCACGUGUCAUGUCAUGAUAAUGGCGAAAGUUCUCUCUCCCCAUCAUAGUCGUAACCACUGCAACUGGAAAGUGCUUCGGUCCUACCCCACACUGCUGUCUCUUUUCCUCCUUGCACCGCUUCUAGUCCAGUCUAGUCUACACCCAGAGGGAGAGAUGACCCAACCAUUAUUCAUUCAUUUAUUCUAUCUUAGCUUGUUGAAUGAGUGGCAACAGCCUAUGUACGUGGUAGUUGCAUGAUUACUAUAUCUAUUUUUAUUUAUGACGUACAGUUUAGCACAUUAUUGCCAGUCUCUUCUUCUCCCUCCCCUUUCCAUUUACAGGAAAAAAAGCAAGACAUAAAUUUUCCUCGUGGAAUUCAAUUGCUAGCUGUUAAUUUCUUGGUCAGGUAUAUUCACACUCAAACAGCGGGCAUCUAUCUGUGCCCUCUCUUUCUCUCUUUCCUUAACCUCUUCUAUAUCUGGCCUUCCAUUUUAUCCUUCCUUCACAAUUUACUCUGCUGCAAAUAUGAAGUUUUUCUUGAAAAUGGACCAUUUGCAGCCAUGAAUCAUCCCGGUAUUCCUGAAUGGUUUAUUGAUGAUGAAAUCCCUCUUGGAAACCAGAAGAAGUCACCUGUGGGAUUAGACCAUAACCUGGUGGAGCUGCUAUGGAGGAACGGGCAGGUUGUGAUGCACAGCCAAACACUCAAAAAACCUGCGGCGGAUCCGAACGAGGCGAGUCAACCGGUCAAACACGACCCGCCCACUUCCAUUGCUGCCGGGAGUGUUCUGGGGAACCCGACCGGCGGCGGUUUGAUUCAGAACGAGGACGCAGCUUCCUGGCUGAACUACCCGGUCGUUUAUGAUUCUUUCGAGAGAGAAUUGUGUGGACCCUUUUUACCCGAAAUCCCAUCCGCUCAUCCAGUAGCAGCUCUGGACAUAUUCGGUUUAUCACAACCCCCCAACCAUAAUAAUAGUCAUGCUCCGGCUAUGCCGCCGCCCGGAGCUCAGAUCUUGAACAACUUGCGGAAUAGGCCGCGGGGGGAAGAUCCCCAUGGGAGAGAAUGUUCGGUGAUGACAGUGGGGUCAAGCCACUGCGGGAGCAAUCAGGUCGCCAUUGAUCCGACUUUUAACAGGAACUCACGCGGCGGCGGGGGAGGGAACGGCGGCGGCGGAGAUAGGCGGUGUUUGUCCGCAGCAGUGACCGAAGAUGAUGAGAAACGAGUGAGUCCUGAAACGGAGCUGCUGGGAGAGGAAGAAACGGCUGCCACGUCAUCUUCUUCGGGGAGGUCGGGCAGCAGCACCUUUGUUACAACCAAAGGCGGCGGCGGCGGCAGUGUAAACAUUCGUAAAAGAAAAGCUCGGGAUCCAGAAGAGUCCGAAUGCCAACAUGAUGAGGCGGAUGACUUUGAAUUGGGUGAUAGAAACAAGUCAUCCCAAAAGUCUGGAACCACUCGCCGGAGCCGUUCUGCUGAGGUGCACAACCUCUCUGAAAGGAGGCGAAGAGAUAGAAUCAAUGAGAAGAUGAAGGCCUUGCAGGAGCUUCUCCCUCACUCCACCAAGACAGAUAAAGCAUCUAUGCUAGAUGAGGCAAUUGAAUAUUUGAAGUCACUACAAAUGCAACUUCAGAUGAUGUGGAUGGGGAGUGGAAUGGCAUCUAUGAUGUUCUCAGGAGUGCAACCCUAUAUGUCAAGAAUGGGGAUGGGAAUGGUUCCACCAACAAUGCCUUCUAUGGGAAUGCAUUUACCAAGGCCUCCUAUGGUUAAUCAUUCUGCUGCUGGUGCUGCUGCACCUUCUAUGGCUUCCACACCCAGCCAAGCUGCGGCAAUGAUGAAUCCCAUGAUCAACUUUCAGAAUCAGAUGAAACCCCCAAAUUUUCCCGAGCAGUUUGCCGGUUUUAUGGGCUUCCACCCUAUGCAAAAUCCUUCCCAGUUUUUAAACCGUUUGAGCUUGGGUUCACAUUCAUCUCAACCUAACGCGAUGUUCAACACACCAACGAAUGCCAAUGGUCCCCCGGCUUAAACAUUGGCUACAACUGAGGCCGGGUUAUGCAGAACGCGAGCUCGACCGAUCUUGCACUUUUACCGCAGUGUAUACAUUGUUUUGAACAUUUAAGACUAACACAAUAUUGUAGGAUGGUGGAAGGCUGAAAGCAGCCAACUGCUCAACCUUCGCCUGUACAUUUAUUUUUUAUUUUUACAAGGGAUCAUUUGGCACCUGGCAGGAUUGGACCUGAAACUCAAAGCGUGAUAUGUAUUUCCUGCAUUUUCCUCCAUACCAGUUAUAUCCCUGAGCCUGAGGGAGAUAUGCAUGUAUGACCUCCAUCUGUUAUGACACAUGCAUAUAUGUUGGCAAGUGCACCUAUAAUUUUGGGUUUUAGCUCAUCUGGUACAAAACUAUGACAUGCACGAUUGCAUGCAUGAAAUGCAACUACUUCUUGUGAACAAAUUCCAUGAUUUGCUACAAAAAG